Argentina anserina (silverweed cinquefoil) is the source of this 2097-nucleotide messenger RNA. RefSeq lists its product as uncharacterized. The transcript is spliced from 2 exons. Gene Ontology annotation, biological process: regulation of gene expression. The coding region runs from base 204 to 1796 and encodes 530 amino acids. Gene Ontology annotation, molecular function: RNA nuclease activity. The record is from RefSeq and is a predicted model, not a curated record. Lineage: Eukaryota; Viridiplantae; Streptophyta; Magnoliopsida; Rosales; Rosaceae. Gene Ontology annotation, cellular component: peroxisome.
CCAAGACUUAAAAUCUCUCACAAGUCCCCCAAUUCCCACACCAAACCCCUCGCCUCUUUUCUGGGUUUCCACUCGAUUCCAGAUUCCAAUUCCUCUUCUUUAUAAUCCCUCUGGGUUUUUGCUUCAUCUGUGUUUGCUUGGCUUAUAGGGAAAGCAUCCAACUUUGGAGACGAAUAUGAGGUAGACUUAAGUUUUCAACUGUGAUGGCUUUCCAAUAUUCAUCAACAUCAAUAGUGCCUUCAGAACCCUCCGAACAAAGAGGAUCUUAUAUGAUAGAUGCAAACAUGAACACACUUCAAGCUCCAAUGAACCAGCCAAUCCGAAGCCCUGCUGAAGGUCCGGUUGCUAUCCUAUGGGAUAUUGAAAACUGCCCUGUUCCAAGUGAUGUUCGUCCUGAAGACGUAGCUGGUAACAUCAGAAUGGCUUUGCAGGUACACCCUGUUAUAAAAGGAGCUGUUGUUACAUUUGCUGCGUAUGGGGACUUCAAUGCCUUCCCCAGGCGGCUCCGCGAGGGAUGUCAGAGAACUGGUGUUAAACUUGUUGAUGUUCCAAAUGGAAGAAAGGAUGCUGCUGACAAGGCCAUCUUGGUUGAUAUGUUCUUGUUUGCCCUUGACAAUCCUCCACCAUCUUCCAUCAUGCUGAUAUCUGGGGAUGUUGAUUUUGCUCCAGCGCUCCAUAUACUUGGCCAACGUGGGUACACUGUGAUUCUAGUGAUACCUUCUGGAGUGGGCGUUUCAUCUGCUCUCAGCAAUGCUGGUAAGUUUGUCUGGGACUGGUCUAGUGUGGCCCGUGGGGAAGGCUGUUUGCCUACAACCAAGUUUCUAAUGCAUCCUCGUGGAGGACAAGCUGAUAUUGCUGGCUAUUUCAUGGGUUGCCAUAUUAAUGAUCCUAUGGAUAACCAAACUGAAGAAGAAGCUAUUUCAUACAGAGGGAUCUCACAGAGCUAUUACAAUUCAAGAGAUUUUUCGAUUGUGUCACAAUCCAUGUCUGAAUAUAACAGUAGUUCCUUAAUGAUGCCUGGCGGUGCUUUGAGGUCACAUAGUCUCCCAUCAGGUCUCAAUGAAGUUCCUGCUGGACCUAGUACUUCUGCUGAUCAAAAUGAAUCUACUUGGUGGGUUCAACCAGGGGACUUAAAUGGUCUUAGGGGACAGAUUGAAAAGUUACUUGAACUUUCUGGAGGUUGCAUGCCUCUGACUCGAGUCCCUUCCGAGUAUCAGAAAGUUUUCGGAAGACCUCUCUAUAUAUCAGAGUAUGGUGCAUUUAAGCUUGUUAAUCUGUUUAAGAAGUUGGGUGACACGAUAGCUGUAGAUGGUAAAGGGCAGAAGAAAAUUGUCUACCUCCGAAACUGGAAUACAGGUCCUAGUGCCCCACCUUUGAUUUCAACUGGGAAGGAUAAUAGUAGGAAAGGGAAGGGGGCUCAGGAAGAGAAUAUUACUAUUAUUACAGCUAAUGGCUCAUCAGAUGAGUUCUCAGAGGAGGAAAGAUUACUUGUAGAAGAACGUGAUGAUAGGUGUCAAGGACAGACCAAUUUGAGUGCAUCAGGUAAAUGUGUAACUGAUGACCAUAACCUCGAAGACUUCAAAUAUGAGUUGCAGGAGAUUCUUGUUAGCUACUCUUGUCGGAUAUUUUUGGGUUGUUUUGAGGCGAUCUACCAGCAAAGGUACAAAAAACCCUUGGACUUUCAGAAGUUUGGUGUUGAUCAACUAGAGGAGCUGUUUGAGAAGGUGACCGAUGUGGUGGUGUUGCUUGAAGAGCCUGUUAGCAAGAGGAAGUUCCUGGCAGCAAGCGGUGGCUAAAAAUAUCGGGUUGCUGUUCUUAACGCAGUGGUCUGAUGUUCUCAAUGUAUGUUGUGCUCGCCAAAGGAAUGAGGUACGCUUAGCAAGCCUGGUGUUCCUCCCUCGCCAUUUUCAUUAUUUUAUUUAUAAAAUACAUAAAGAGAAAAAGAGACCGUAGAAAGCUGGGAGCAUGUUGUUUUUUUAUGUUUUAAUGUGUCCUGCAUAGAUUUGAUCGUACUAUUGACAUAUCUAUGCAAGACUCAUGCCCAGUUAUUUGACACACUGAUCAACUGGUUAUGAGAGAUCUAACUGUAAAUUUACU